GAGAAGGAAGGAAACCUUCGAGAAACCAGCGAAAAGGCGCCCCAAUCCAGCCAGCCAGCCAGCGCCGAGACAGAUCAAACGCGCACGGCGGGGCCUCGCCGAACGCGACCGAAUCAAAAACCCUCGCCGGCGGCCGCCUCCUUCGCGGGCCGAUCCAUUCCGGCGGGCGAGGUUCAGCUCCUCGGGGGCGCUGCUCGGCGGCCAGAUCUCGCGCGGCGGCUCGCAGAUCUGGGGGCUCCCCGUUCCCUAGAAGCGCCUGCGGCGGGGGAUGGCGCUCUCGGGGAUGCGCGGGCUGUCGGUCUUCAUCAGCGACGUGCGCAACUGCCACAACAAGGAGCAGGAGCGCCUCCGCGUCGACAAGGAGCUCGGCAACAUCCGCACGCGCUUCAAGAACGACAAGGGACUGUCGCCAUAUGAGAAGAAAAAGUAUGUUUGGAAAAUGCUUUAUAUACAUAUGCUGGGUUACGAUGUUGACUUCGGGCAUAUGGAAACUGUUUCUUUGAUAUCCGCACCAAAGUAUCCCGAGAAACAGGUUGGAUACAUUGUGACAUCUUGCUUACUGAACGAGAACAACGAUUUUCUAAGAAUGGUCAUAAAUACAGUACGCAAUGACAUAAUAGGACGAAAUGAGACCUACCAAUGCUUAGCAUUGACGAUGGUAGGUAAUAUUGGUGGGAAAGAAUUUUCCGAGUCAUUGGCUCCUGACGUCCAGAAACUUCUUAUUUCAAGUAGUUGCCGGCCUGUAGUCAGAAAGAAGGCUGCUCUAUGCCUUCUGCGACUUUAUAGGAAGAAUCCAGACGUUGUGAAUAUUGAUGGCUGGUCUGAUCGGAUGGCACAACUUCUAGAUGAGCGUGAUCUAGGUGUUCUGACAUCUGUCAUGAGCCUUUUUGUUUCACUAGUAUCUAAUAACGCCGAAGCAUAUUGGAAUUGCCUUCCAAAGUGUGUAAGAAUAUUGGAGAGGAUGGCAAGAAACCAAGAUAUUCCGCAAGAGUACACUUACUAUGGAAUUCCAUCUCCUUGGCUUCAGGUUAAGGCAAUGCGAGCUCUUCAAUACUUCCCCACCAUUGAAGAUCCUAGCGCAAGGCGAGCUUUGUUUGAGGUUUUACAGCGGAUUUUGAUGGGCACUGAUGUUGUUAAAAACGUCAACAAGAACAAUGCCUCACAUGCUGUUCUCUUUGAAGCUCUUGCUCUGGUUAUGCAUCUUGAUGCUGAAAAGGAGAUGAUGUCCCAAUGUGUGGCUCUUCUCGGCAAGUUUAUUGCUGUCCGGGAGCCAAAUAUUAGGUAUCUUGGUCUGGAAAACAUGAGUAGGAUGCUGCUUGUAACUGAUGUACAGGAUAUAAUUAAAAGGCACCAGGCCCAAAUCAUUACGUCUUUGAAGGAUCCAGAUAUCAGCAUUAGAAGACGGGCUCUUGAUUUGCUAUAUGGCAUGUGUGAUGUUACAAAUGCAAAGGAAAUUGUCGAGGAGUUAUUGCAGUAUCUUAACACAGCUGAAUUCGCAAUGCGUGAAGAGCUGGCUCUGAAAGCGGCCAUUCUUGCUGAGAAGUUUGCUCCAGAUCUUUCUUGGUAUGUUGAUGUUAUACUUCAGCUGAUAGACAAAGCUGGAGAUUUUGUAAGUGACGAUAUAUGGUAUCGAGUGGUACAAUUUGUCACCAACAAUGAGGAUCUGCAGCCAUAUGCUGCAGCUAAGGCGAGGGAAUACCUUGAUAAGCCUGCUUUGCAUGAGACAAUGGUCAAGGUCAGUGCUUACCUUCUUGGAGAGUAUGGCCACCUUUUGGCUCGAAGACCUGGUUGUAGCCCUAAGGAAUUGUUUACCAUUAUAAAUGAUAGGCUUCCGACAGUAUCGACAAGUACUAUUGCCAUUAUUCUCUCGUCUUACGCCAAGAUACUUCUGCAUACUCAACCUCCUGAUGCGGGACUGCAGCAACAAAUCCUGGCAAUAUUCAAAAAGCAUGAGAGUUAUAUCGAUGUUGAAAUACAGCAGAGAGCAGUUGAAUAUUUUGAAUUAAGCAAAAAGGGCGCUGCUUUGGCUGAUGUGUUGGCUGAAAUGCCAAAAUUUCCCGAACGUGAGUCUGCCCUGUUGAAAAAGGCUGAAGAUGCUGAAGUUGACACAGCAGAGCAGAGUGCCAUAAAACUACGAAGUCAGCAGCAAACAUCCAGUGCUCUUGUUUUAGCUGAUCAGCCUCCUGUAAAUGGAUCAGCACCAGCUGCUAAUCAUCUCACUCUUGUGAAGAUGCCCAGUCAAAAUAUUGCCGAGGAAAGCAAUGUCAGUCAUGAAGAAACUGCGUUAGAAGCCCCCAAAGAAAAUGGUGCUCCUGUUGAAGUCGAGAGCAAAGUGGAGAUCCUCAGUGAGACCGCUGCUGAGAGUAAAGUCGUGCCUCCUACGUCCCAUUCGCCUUCUCAAGCAGAUCUCCUUGCGGACCUUUUGGGUCCUCUUGCAAUAGAGGGUCCUCCUGCUGCUGUAGAACAAAACCCUGUUCAAGGAUUGGAAGCUAAUGAAAGUCCGAUAGGUGACUUGGCACUAGCUACCCUUGAGGACCAGUCCAACUCUGUUCAGCCAAUUGUCAAUGUUGAGGAGAAGUUUCAUAUAUUGUGCACAAAAGAUAGUGGAGUUCUGUAUGAGGAUCCUAACAUCCAGAUUGGUUUAAAAGCAGAGUGGCGUGCCCAUCAUGGUCGUCUUAUUCUAUUCCUGGGGAAUAAAAAUACUUCACCUAUUGUGUCAAUGCGAGCUCUGAUUUUGCCUCCUAGCCAUUUCAAAGUGGAACUCUCUUCAGUGCCUGAUACAAUUCCUCCUAGAGCACAGGUGCAAAUUCCAGUUGAGUUUACAAAUCUCCGGGCGAGUAGAGAUGUUGCUGUUCUUGAUUUCUCAUAUAAUCAUGGAACUGUACCGGUGAACGCUAAACUUCGACUUCCUGUUGUAUUGCAUAAAUUCUUGCAACCAGUAACUCUUACGCCGGAAGAAUUUUUUCCUCAGUGGAAAGCAUGGACUGUUCAGUCACUAAAGCUUCAAGAAGUGGUUAAAGGUGUUAGACCAUUACCUCUUCCUGAAAUGGCCAAUCUAUUCCUGAGCCUUCACCUGGCAGUUACUCCUGGACUUGAUACCAAUCCGAACAACAUGGUGGCGUGUGGUACGUUCUUUUCGGAAGCAACCCAUACCAUGCUUUGUCUGGUCAGAGUUGAAACAGAUCCCCAAGACAGAACACAACUCCGGCUAACAGUUGCAUCAGGAGAUCAAUAUUUGACAUUCGAGUUGAAAGAAUAUAUCAAGGAACAUUUGAUUGACCUCCCAAGGACUCGAGUGUCCUCCCCGCCUGCUCCGCAACAACCACAGUUGCCCCCAGCAGCACCUGCCACAUAUAACGACCCUGGUGCCAUGCUAGCUGGAUUGCUAUGAAAUGGAAAUGUUUCGAGACAGUAGCAUCCGGACGUACACUACUACAGUUGUUUCAUCUGAGGAUCUAACAUCCGAAACAAGCAUCUUGCUGCCAAGACUCGAUCGUGGUUGAAGGUGGUGGGGCAGGAAGGGCUGGCGGAGUUUGUCUUCAGCUUGGUUCUUCACCGGAGAGCGAGUUUGUCUUCAGCUUGGUUUUUCACCGGAGAGCACUGUAUUCUUUUGGGCCGUAGCAAGGGCCCCGCAUAGUGUGUAAUCUUCCUUUGUUUCUCGAUAUAUGGAUGCCAUCUCGCAUUGCGUUUCCUAGGUCUGGUGGUGAACAUCAGUAGUUUUUGUGUGUUUAUAUGAUGAGGUGAUAGGUUUUCCACCAAGCCGGUUUGUAAAGUUGCCAAUGAUGCGCAUUGCAUUACUGUGUACCAAUAAUGUUGGAGAAUAGGGGAAAGGACAUCGGUAGGAUUUUGUCU
Molecule: messenger RNA, 3852 nt
Organism: Lolium perenne
Lineage: Eukaryota; Viridiplantae; Streptophyta; Magnoliopsida; Poales; Poaceae
Product: AP-2 complex subunit alpha-2
Biological process (GO): intracellular protein transport; clathrin-dependent endocytosis
Cellular component (GO): membrane coat; AP-2 adaptor complex
Molecular function (GO): clathrin-cargo adaptor activity
Source: RefSeq, a predicted model, not a curated record